GAAAUCUACUCCUUGCCAGGUGGCAAUGACACUGUCAAUUUGCGUAUUUAUUUAAUCAAUUGAUCACCUACAUCAUUAAAUUAUUUAGGUCUCUUUUCUCAUUUAUAGCUUGUGUCCUUUAUGACUCAUACUAAUAUAUUUAUUAAAAUAAGUAAUUCAAUAGUUGUUAAGAAAGUUCUUGUACAUAAAGGACGUAAUACUUUAUUCAAAUAUUUCACUAAACUAAAAUCUAAAACAGUGACAUAAAUAUGGCUAAGAGACUUGGUGACCUGAAAGUGACGGAACUGAAUAAUCACGAGGUGGAAACGUCCGGUAAGAGGAGUGAGUUAGUAGAAAGACUAUAAGUGGCACUGUUGAACAGGGCCGCCUAAGAAUCCAUUUCGUGAGUUUGUUCGUCACAAUAUUUAUGAAGAAAAUAAUAGAGAGGAAUCAGCUUUAGGACAAGGCAUUACAAAUAGUAGAGGAAGAAGUACAUAUUAAGAAACCAAGUGGAUACAAUGAAUAUUUCCUCUUAACAUAUACAGAAUAUUCGUGUCCUGUUAGAAGACUAUCCUUGAGUACUUGAGUACUAAACAAAUAUUCAGGGAACUUGAUAUCUCGCAAAUAUCGGUAAUGAAAAUUUUACGUAAUAAUAAAUUCCAUCCAUACAAAGUAACGUUGGUUCAAGAGUUGUCAGAUGACGAUUUUGAUAGAUGAGUUUGCAGACCUAGGUACUGGUCACGUAACAAUCUUCGUUAGAUGAGUGAAGUCCACAACCAAUAUCCCAAAAAACUGACUGUAUGGUCUGGAAUAAUAGGCGACAAAAUAAUUAGUCUCUUUUCCAUUGAGGGUAACUUGAACGGUCCGGCGUUUUCAGAUUUAUUGGAAAAUAGUAUUGUACCUGAGUUGGUUCGGGUAUUUCCAAAUCCAAAUUCGCUUGAGAGAUUAAUUGUAACCAUUCAAUAAUUGUAAUUUUGGUAUCAAAUAAUUUUUUUAAAAAUAAAAUUUGAUUACCGAAAAAUAUAAUUGGCGCAGUCAGUAGGAUAGUGCGAUAAAAGUUCGGACUAAGUACUUCAGUACCUCAGCACUAAAUCCACGAGCUCUACGAGGGACAGGACUUCAAAUAAUUGUAAGUGCCUGUUUUUAUUCCUUUUAUUAUCUAUCCUUAUCUAUUCCGAGUAAGGAAGAGAUAAUUUAUUAAUUUUUUAAUCAUAUGAACGAUUUUGAUACGUUAUUGAAUACAUUUUGUAAAUUAAACUUAAAAGAUAAUUCUGAAAAAAUGGCAACUUCAAAUCCAAAAACCCUAAAUUGGGAAUUGUUUAAACUAAAAUUAGAAAAUAUCAAACCGUACGAUGGAAACAUAAAUACUUUAAAUAAAUUCAUAAACAGAUGUGAGAAUUUAAUAGAGACGUAUUUGGUAUAUAAUGAUCAGGAUAUCAAUAAUCAUGUCUUGGAAUGUAUCCAAGAAAAAUUAAUUGACAAAGCUGAAAUGAUGGUAGGAAAUAGGAUCGAAUUAAAUACGUGGUUUAAACUAAAAGAAGCUUUGAUACAAUGUUUCGCAGAUAGGCGCGAUUUAGACUGCAUACUGCAGGAAUUAAUAAGAACAAGUUUAAAAACGAAAACUUAAUAACAUUUGGUAACAGGCUACAAUUACUAAAAAGUCAAACGAUUCAUAGAAUUAGUAACAAUUUAAAUUUAGGUGAAAUUGACAAGAGAUGUCAAAUCAAUCAUUGCGUAAAAACAGCCUUGAACACCUUUAUAGCAGGAUGUUUAGGUACCAUACGCAAUAAUAUGUACUUGAAAAAGCCUAGCUCGUUAGAAGACGCUAUGGCUUAUGUCGACGAAUUUGAGAAUUUUGAAAAACUCUUCGGCCAAUUUUAUGAGCCUAGAGUUAGAUACAACAAUAGCAAUAAUAAUAAUAAUAAUAACAAUUUUAAAACUAAUUCAAUGAAAAACAAUAGAAAUAAUCAAUAUAAUAAAAACAACCCCUACUAUCAAAAAUAACAAUAUGAUAAUAAUUAUAAUAGAAACCAAUUUAACAAUAAUCAAAGAUAUAAUAACAACAAUAAUUAUAAUAAUGAAAGAUAUAAUUAUAAUAAUUAUUAUUAUAAUAAUAACUUUCCUAGUCAACCUAUAAAUGUAAAUCCUAUGCCACAAAGAAGGCAAAACUAUCCGACAAAUGCACAAGUAUUUGGCCGGAAAAAAACCAAAUACCUGUAAACCGUUUACCAAGACCAGAACCGAUGUCUACGACAUCGAGAAAUUUUUCCCAUGGACCUAGUAGACGUGUAAACAUUAAUAACAAUUAUAAUAAUAAUAAUGCAAAUAAUACUAGAUAUUUCCAAUCAAGAAAUGAACGACCAAAUUUUACAUCGGAAGAAUUAUACAAUAAUAAUUAUAAAGAUAAUAAAGAAGAAGAAGAAGUAAUUGAUUUCCAACAUUUGUUUGAGCCUGAUGAAAAUAAUGAUCAAACCGUAAAUUUUCGAAAAGAGCAUCGGGAAAAAGAAUCAAAAAUAAAAAAAAUAAAUUUUACUCCUAAUAAUCCUUUAACAUAUUUUGAAAAUUUCAUAAAAACUAUCGAACCAGAAUCCAGUGAACAAAUAAUAGAAAUAAAUUUUACAUCUAAUAAUUCAUCACCAAAAAUUAAAAAAUUCAUAAAAAUGAAAGAAUCGGAAUUAAAUUAUUGUAAAGAAAUAAAUGAACAAAUAGAACUAGAUCUUAGUAAAUUAUUUGAUGAAGAAGAAAAAGAUAAAUUAAAUGUAACAGAAAAGAAUUCAGAAGAAAAUAUUAUAAUGGUAGGAGAAAUGAAUAAUGAUACAAAAAGAGAAUUAGAAUUAUUUGAUAAAGUGGAAUUAAACGUAGAAUUAAAAUAUACAGUAUUAGAUGAAUUAAAAAUGAAUGAAAAUGAUAAUGAAAGUGAAGUAAAAGGAAAUGUAAGAAUUAAAUAGAAAAAUAAAUGAAAUAAAUAAUGUUGAGACAAUGGAAGAAAAAGAUAUAAAUGAUGUUAUAAAAAUAGAUAUUGAUAUAUUAGAAAAAGAAUGUUAUGUCAUAAAACCUGAAUUAAAUACAAAUAUAUUGGACAUACAAAAUAAAAAUAAUAUGAUUAAUAAAAGAGACAUGAAUAAUGAAAAUGAGAAAAUGGUUAUUAAUUAUGAAACAAUUAACAAAUAAUUUGAUAGAAAUA
Diorhabda carinulata is the source of this 3163-nucleotide messenger RNA. Its product is annotated as probable serine/threonine-protein kinase DDB_G0286465. NCBI's taxonomy places the organism in Eukaryota, Metazoa, Arthropoda, Insecta, Coleoptera, Chrysomelidae. The transcript has 4 exons. The record is from RefSeq and is a predicted model, not a curated record. Bases 2223 to 2927 code for a protein of 234 amino acids.